AAGACAGCAAAUACCCCAUUUGUGAAAUGUUGGUUUUAUUAUUGUUGAAUUUUCAAGCAAUUUUAAUGUGCUGUGAAAAAUAAAACAGGCAACUGCUACGGCGAAUCCUUCAUGACCGUAAACACCGGCGAAUCAGCAGUAAGAUGUGCAGAUAAGGUCGGAAUAUGCCAAAAUCCUCCCACAUAUACUAGUACAGUUGGCGCCUGCACGAAUUGAGUUAACAUCAAGUGCUUAUAGGAAUAGAGCCAUGGGGAAGCUGGUGGUUUACUUAAAAUAUUUCUUUAUCGUGUUUUUUGUUAUCAUACAGACGAUAGUUUUUAAAGCCCUAUAUUUUGUUUUCCCAGACACCACGAAGAAGAUAAUAUUAAAACUUGGUGAAAAAACCACUAUGACCCAGAAUCCAAAGUUCAAGUUUGAAGACUGGGGACCUACAUUCUGGACUUUAAAUUUUGUUAAAGCGGCUGUUGUUCACGCAUGGAAAAACACAGGCGACGAAGCAUUUGUGGGAGGCCCUGCACCUAACACUCCCGUGUUAAAUUUGGAUGGGGAAAAAACAGAUAUUUACGGUUUUAUUAAAGGCAGGAGACCACUGGUGCUGAGCUUCGGUAGCUGCACCUGACCCCCGUUUCUUUUUAAGUUUGGCGAGUUCAAGCAGCUUGCCAAAGAUUUCAGUUCUGUAGCAGAUUUCCUCAUCAUCUACAUCGAAGAGGCUCAUGCGACAGAUGGAUGGUCUUUCAGAAACAAUGUUGAAAUCAAGUGCCAUAAAAGUCUUCAAGAUCGCCAGGCUGCAGCACAGGUACUUCUAAAGGAGGACCCGCCCUGUCCUGUUGUUCUAGACACUAUGGCUGAUGAAGCAGCUUCAAAAUAUGGAGCUAUGCCAGAAAGGCUGUAUGUGCUGCAAUCACAGGAAAUAAUCUACAAGGGUGGAAUGGGUCCCUGGGGAUAUAACCCACAAGAAGUACGUGUUGUUCUGCAAAAGCUGAAUUAAGAGGACUGUGGUGAUCAACAAAUAUCUUAUGUUUCUCAAUUCAAAACAGUGUAUUGUCCACAUUUUUACUACUACACUGUCAUUGCCUUGCUGUUUUGAUCUAUAUGUAAUAUAUGGUAUCGCUUUUAUACUAAAAGAAAUAUAAGUUGUGUAAAAGCGACUGAUAUGUUACUAUGUAACGGAGGUGGUAAUGUCAUGUUGCCAGGCAAACACCUGGCACAAAAAAGUUAGAUUGUAUAGCAAAGUAAAAUACGUUUUAAAAUAUUACAUUUGAUAAUGUUGCAUGGGGUUAGCUGCAUUUGCCAUGAAAUAAGUUAAUACAUGUACUGUAUUGAAUUUCCCUUUAUUUCAAACAUAAAUUAACAAUACAUUAUAAAAGAAGGCAGUAAGGGAAGCGUUUGUUUACCAGCUGUUGCUUUCUCAUGUUCUAUAUAAAAGUCUAUUCGCUAUUGCAGAAGAAGCGCUUCAUCCACCAGCUUCUUUGCCGACAAUGAAAGUUUGAGGUUUCCAUUGUAAGCACAGUACAGCAUUCCAUCGCUUAGACUAGCUUCCUGUGGUGUCCAGUUUGUCAUUGAAUUGGCCCUAAGUGUGAAAAGUACAUUUUUAGGGGGUCACUUAAUUAAGUGUAUUACCUACUGUGUAUAUAAGGAGAGACAUGGACUUAAAUUGCACUUUGUUGUGAGAUAGUAAUACUGCGGAAUAUAACAUCACAGGUUAAUAACUUGACUUAAUACAUUGACUGAAUUUGGAGGAAUAUUUAAUUUGGUUUUCUGCAGAUUUGAUCCUAAUAUCCAUUAAUAUACAGAAUUCUCUCCAAUACAGAAUUACUCUGCUAUAUUUAUUUAUGACGGUUACAGCUGAAACCUAUGGCUGCUGUAGCCAGAUGUACCAAAAUAUUGGCAAGAGAUUCUGAAACAUAAAAUAGCAUUAUAAGCAACAUGAUAUGCUUGUAAUUUGAUCACCAUAAUGUGCAGUUAGUCUGUAUAACAAAUACUAUAUUUCCACUGUAAUUCUUUAAAGUUAUCAAAAAUGUUUAGAUAGUUACUCUCGUGUGUGUGUGUGUAUAUAUAUAUGUAUAUAAUAUAUAUAUAUAUAAUAUAUAUAUAUAAUGAUGCUGAUUGCAUAUUUUCUUACAUUAUUUGAUGACAAUGCCAAUUUAUUCUUGGACUCUUCUCUGUAUUUAUAUGUGACGGUUACAGCUGAAAACAUUGGCUGUUGUAACUUGAGGCCCCAAAAUAUAGACAAGAUGUUGCAAAAAAAAUAUUUAGGUAUUGUCAAUACUAAUAAAAUGAGUAAUAGAUUAUGAUGUACCUGUUUGAAAAAAAGUAUCUAGAAAAAUGUUUAAGUGCACACAUGUUAUUGUUGUUAUUUUAUUAUGCUAAUAAAGAUUGUGUAAACAAUG
Acipenser ruthenus (sterlet) is the source of this 2390-nucleotide messenger RNA. RefSeq names its product iodothyronine deiodinase 1 (gene dio1). The record is from RefSeq and is a predicted model, not a curated record. NCBI's taxonomy places the organism in Eukaryota, Metazoa, Chordata, Actinopteri, Acipenseriformes, Acipenseridae. The transcript is spliced from 4 exons. Gene Ontology annotation, molecular function: thyroxine 5'-deiodinase activity.